GGGGACAGUUCCCUUGACUCGCCUGCCCCGGGGUCCGGCUCUCUACUGUCACGUGGGUGCGGAGGAGCGCGCACCUGACCCUCAGGCAUCAUUACUACCUGGGGGCACCCGAAUUGUGGGGCACCUGUCUGCAAGGUGACCAGCCAUCCAGGAAGCAUGGACCAAGCCACCAUGCCUGAAGUCAAAGAGCUUUCAGAAGCCUUGCCGGAGACGCCAAUGGACCCCAUCACAGGAGUCGGGGUAGUGGCUUCCCGGAACCGAGCUCCGACAGGCUACGAUGUGGUUGCGCAGACAGCAGAUGGCGUGGAUGCUGACCUUUGGAAGGACGGCUUAUUCAAGUCCAAGGUUACCAGAUACCUGUGUUUCACAAGAUCAUUUUCCAAAGAAAAUAGCCACUUGGGGAACGUGCUGGUGGACAUGAAGCUCAUCGAUGUCAAGGACACAUUGCCUGUGGGCUUCAUUCCCAUCCAGGAGACGGUGGACACACAGGAGGUGGUCUUUAGGAAGAAGAGGCUAUGCAUUAAGUUUAUUCCCCGGGAUUCAACCGAAGCUGCCAUUUGUGACAUUCGCAUCAUGGGCAGGACGAAGCAGGCACCUCCCCAGUACACGUUUAUUGGGGAACUGAACAGCAUGGGCAUCUGGUAUCGCAUGGGCAAAGUGCCAAGAAACCAUGACUCGUCUCAACCUACCACACCCUCACAGUCGUCAGCUGCUUCCACCCCAGCCCCAAACCUUCCCAGGCACAUCUCACUAACGCUACCAGCUACCUUCCGAGGCAGAAACAACACCAGCACAGACUAUGAGUACCAGCUCUCCAAUCUGUACGCCAUAUCAGCGAUGGAUGGUGUGCCUUUUAUGAUUUCAGAGAAGUUCUCCUGCAUUCCGGAAAGUAUGCAGCCCUUUGAUCUCUUGGGGAUCACCAUCAAGUCUCUGGCAGAAAUUGAAAAGGAGUACGAGUACAGCUUCCGCACAGAGCAGAGUGCAGCCGCACGGCUCCCACCCAGCCCUACCCGGUGCCAGCAGAUCCCCCAGUCCUGAGGAGCCCACAGCCUCCUGCGGGAGAAGACAUCUUCUACCCGGUGCCCAGACUACUGACAGGGUGGCUGGGGUGAGAGUCACUCCCUCUGUCACCUGCCCAUUCUGCUUGCCCUCCCCACUGACCAAGAGACUCUGGGCAGCUGUGUGGUCAUAUGCGGUCAUCAGCUCGCCUGUCAAGACUCCCCUGACUCCCUGGGAACGUCGUUCAUAAUUGUGACUAAUGUAUGUGCCGUUAGUGACCAGAGUCUCCUAGCACACGUUUGUGAUGACCACUUACCCCACAAAGAAAGAAAACUUCUUCCUUACCUGGGUCACCCGUGAGAACCCAGGCAUAUGCUCCCGCCACCCAGUGGUGCCCACCGGCUCCCCUACAACUGACCAUCGCCUACUGCAGGAAUCCCACAGGCCACUGGCUCCCUCCUGGAAGACCCCAAGGUUGACUGCUUCACGCAGGACCCUGCAAGAUGCACUGAUCACCUCUGACCCAGCUGGUCAGCCGGCUCAAGUGGCCCAUGCAUCUCAUGAUGACACUAGGAA
This is a messenger RNA of Acomys russatus (golden spiny mouse), 1575 nucleotides long. RefSeq names its product multivesicular body subunit 12B (gene Mvb12b). The coding region runs from base 157 to 1038 and encodes 293 amino acids. Gene Ontology annotation, cellular component: late endosome; ESCRT I complex. Lineage: Eukaryota; Metazoa; Chordata; Mammalia; Rodentia; Muridae. The record is from RefSeq and is a predicted model, not a curated record. Gene Ontology annotation, biological process: virus maturation; viral budding; regulation of epidermal growth factor receptor signaling pathway. The transcript is spliced from 10 exons.